This is a messenger RNA of Herpailurus yagouaroundi (jaguarundi), 9080 nucleotides long. It is a transcript of the gene ZNF217, whose product is annotated as zinc finger protein 217. Lineage: Eukaryota; Metazoa; Chordata; Mammalia; Carnivora; Felidae. The transcript is spliced from 6 exons. Gene Ontology annotation, cellular component: nucleus. Gene Ontology annotation, biological process: regulation of DNA-templated transcription. Gene Ontology annotation, molecular function: RNA polymerase II cis-regulatory region sequence-specific DNA binding; DNA-binding transcription factor activity, RNA polymerase II-specific. The coding region runs from base 5067 to 6935 and encodes 622 amino acids. The record is from RefSeq and is a predicted model, not a curated record.
AGGAUGGGAUUUGUCAAAGCCAGUUUACAGACCACAGGAUCUGUUAAUAUUGAUAAUACCGAAACUAAAACCAGUUAUGUGGCUUCAAGUUCACGUUGAGAUCCUUUAACUGACCUUAAUUGAUUUGGAAUGAAUCAGGCAGAGUUUUUAAUCCUGACACUCAAAUGUACGAAUAUGAUUGUAUAUUUUUAUAGUAUUCUGGUCUCUAAUUGUAUUUAGAACUGAGCCCUUAUUACAGUUUCAGGAAAAUGAGAUGGCCGUAGGAUCUUCCCAGGCUUUGCCUUUGAACCGGCCAAUGGCUUUUUUAUUUUUAAGCCAUUUGCUUUUGACUAGUUUUAGAUUGUGAUGCUGAAUAUAACCUUUUGCAUAUUUUAAUCUUUUCACUGAACUUUUAAACAUCUUUUCACAGCUAUAUUAGGAAAGUUGGGUUGACCAUUCAGCUCAUGGGUGUGACCUUGGUGAUUUCCUUGAAAUAGUGUUGAAGGAUUUAAAGUUACAGGUUUGGAUUGUCGCUGUGGCGUAACUAUGUACAGUUCUCCUCACUUGUCGGAUUAAGGAAAAAACUCCUAUGUGUAACGUACAGAAGGAACCUUUAUAGAAAAACUGUUAAGUUUCCUGACCAGAUCUUGGAGAUAAUUUCGCCCUUUACAGGAUACAAAUGAAACAGGCCAGAGACUAGCAGUUUGUUUGGGUGAAAUACUUUAAAGAUCAUAUAUUUGGACACUUCAGUGACUCGGAGGGAAAAAGUAGAAUUGCAGGAAUACUGCAUAUUACUUAGUUAUAAACAGAAUUGUGUGUCUUUGACAGUUUUUGAGGACUUUGAAUUCCUCUUGCUCCAUCAUAGGGUAAUAAAUAUUCCAUAUCAAAAAAUGUAAGAUAACCUGUUUAGCUAAAGUGGAGGCAUGCUGUCUGUAAAGGUUAACAGUGUGAGUAUGUUUGUACAUGAAGGACUCUUCCCAAGUCACAGCCAAUUGUCAGCAAGGUGGCAUUUCCUUCUAAUUUGCUGUGCUUAAGCACAAAUCAUUGUAUUUUUUUCAUUAAGCAUUGUAUAAUGUGUAAUAUUUGCUAAUUUCAAAAUCUGUAGAUAGUGGCAGAAUCUCCCGAGCUUUACUCCCCAUGGAGCAUCUGCUUUAAAACAAAACAAACAAACAAAAAACAGAAAUGGCCUAAAGAGCAUUAGACUUCUAUUUUAGGCACUUCUAAGCAAUAUGGUUCCUACUGUUUUUCAAAGAUUAUGUUGUUGUAAAUUUUUUCUUAAAGUACCUAAUCACAGUAUAAAGUAAUCACCAGGACUCUUGCGGAAUACCUUAUGCCGGAUAACCUCUUGCCUCGGGUGCCUUGGGGGUGUAUAGCUGAAGGUUAAGUGUAUCGUCUCCCUGAGUAAAGGUUUAAGAACGUUUUUUUAAACACUGACAAACAGUUUUGCAAACUGCCUUUCAGGAAGCCUAGUAUGUUCUGAACGCUCAACUUCUCUGCAAACUAAAAGCAUUUAGAUUCUAGGGGUCGGAUUAAGAUCCUCCCCCUCCUUCCUCCUCCAGUUCUUUGUGAAGACAGACAACUUCCUGGGCCGGCAGUGCCUUGGUGUGCCUGCCGUGGCUUCUGUGUGGCUUCUGUGUUGCUCCACCUGGAGAACGAGGCUCUAGGAAGGCUGUGUGUGGGUGUGCACUUCACUCGACUGGAAUGGUUGUUAUUAACAGUAAUUAGAUUAGAAUGUGUAUUUUUUGGUAAGUUUUGUUAUUAUUCAAGUAUUAUUGCAGUCACUGUUAAAGAUUGGGGGUUUUGUUUAGCAGAUUGGUUUUAAGUGAUACAGGUAAUUGGUUUAUAGUUUAAGGAAGUGUUUAGUCUGCACACGGUUUCUUAAGAGUCCGAGGCAUUUGUUGUCAGAUUUUCCUAGCUUGUCCUGCACGUCUGUUUUGGUGGGUCAGUAAGGAGCGUAGUUUUAAAUCUAAAUGAUAAGGUUUUGCCUAUGCUGGUCAACUUCAUGGUAGGAUUAAUUAGGAUUCUUGUUUUUUUAUUAUUACACCCUUGAAACUGCAGAGAAUGGUAAAUUAGAUGGCAGCCAUGGAGAGCCGUGUUGAAAGAAGUUCUCAUGAACCUUCGGGUUAAUUUUAAUAUCAGAUCAGUUCAGACUGGUGACUGUGGCCAGAGAUGUGCAUUACUGAUUGUAUACCUGUACUGAUGAUGUUAGUGUUUGUUAAUUUAUUCACCAGGGGUUUAUUGAGGGCCCAGCCCCAUGCCAGGGACCCCUUCUAGGCAUGGGGACAUCAUGGUGAACAAGGUCGACAGGGUCUCUGCUCCUGGGAUCUUCAAACAGGUGGCCCAGGGUUUGCAGAUUUUGGCUGAGUAGUAAGGAUUGCCAUGACUCACCGGGAUUCUAGUGCUUAGGACAGUUGGGCACAGUCGGUGGCCAUCACAGUCUGUGCCAGAAGCUUCCCUUGAGGAGGAAGUGCUUCAGGUUUUGCCUGGGAGGUUCUCCUUCCCCAUCUGACCCUCGUAGGAGACUCCUGGAGCUGGGGGGCCUAGGACGUCCUUCCCCUCAUCAGGCCUCUGUUCCGCUCCUACUUUUUUUUUUUUUUUCUUUUUGCACUGUGCCUCCUUUACUAAUCCUCUAGGUCUUGUGUUAGAAGCUGAUGAUGACUUCUUUAACCCAGAUAUUUGAACAUUUCAGAGAUAAAAAUUGAAACUAAACUGAGGCAUUUCCUUCUGGUCACGUCAUUACCCUGGAUUGGAAAUAAUAGGGAUGUUAUGUACCCACACCGUGUUUCUAAUUCAGAGGUUGAGUUUAGGAGUGGUGUCUUUUGGGGAAAGAUUAUUUGUAGGAAACUGGAGUUCCCCCAAACUUAAAAUAUCAGAGAGUAGUAAAAUUUCUGACAUACGUACACACACACACACACACACACACACACACACACACACACAGGUCCAACAUAGAGGACUAACUUUGAUUUUGGCAAAUUAGGACAUUAAAAAAAGUACUGAUUGCUAUUGCCACUCUUUCAUUUUAAAAAAGCCAGUUUGCAACCCCCAAACAGAAAGGACCUCAAAUAGAGGACAGCCUCUAUUCAAAUUGAAAUUAAUCUGUGUCGUUUUGUGUAGGACUCACUGAGUUGUUUCUCUGUUUUUCAUCUAGAUGUUGCCAGUGAAGACAGUGUUGUCAGUUUGAUAACUGCUUGUCUAGAGUAUGUACUGUUAUUUCUUCAGUUAAAAUAUUACCUGGUACACCGGCACUCAGUAAAUACAGACUGCAUAGAACCCUAAAUUAUCAGUUACGUUUUUCAAAUAUCACUUAAUAUCUUGAUUGGGAAAGCAUCAAAUAUUCUUUGGUGUCUGUCUAUCCAUACGUGUAGCUCUGCCCCUGGAACCCUAGACAUUGGGAACUCUUAAGGGUGAUCCUGUAAUUUAACCGCCUGCAGUAGGUAGAUGAAGGUGAGGUAGGUAGGUGGUGGUGACAACUUUAAGGUUGUGACUUAGCCAGAACUAGAACUCGGGCCUUUGGAGUGUUCUGUUAAAGCCCACCAAGCUGGUAGCCAGCCCAAGAGUUUUAUCCUCCAUUGUGAUCACAACAAAGGACUCAGAAAUUAAGAUAAAACACUUCAGUACCUUCUUUCUUUUCCCUAAUCUUUGAUCUGCAGCCUUAUUUAGAAAAGCUUAAUGUUAAAGAUCUAGUGUAUUCAAAACUAAAGAUAGCAAAGAGCAUGAGAAUUUUCUUCUAUUAUGAGUAUAAAGUAGGGGAAGAAAUGUUUCCUUGUCUUCUCUGAGCCUAGAGGCCCUUGCUCUUUGAGGAAGUGGAGAGAAGGAAAGUCAAGGCAAGGUGGUGGGAGUAGUUUGCAAGUCUUUUUGUUCUGUUGGGUGGAAUUAACAGACUUCAGGUUAAGUAGCUGAGUCUAUUUAGAAACAAUUCUGUGCUUGCCAGAAAGGUGGAGGGGAGGGUGUUGGGUUUGAAGGUUAAUUCUUCUCCAAGAAUGAAAAUUGGCUUCUAAAUCUGAGCCUGCAGAGCCACAUAAAGUAAUCAUCCAUUUUUCACCUGGCCAGUGCAUAAUGGGAAGGGUGGGUUAAAAAAGUGGGAGGACCCGUUUUCUGAUGAAAGACUGAGCCAUGUUGACCCUGCCAUGUGGAGGAUUUUCAAGUGUACCCUCACCGAGUAGCCUGGUUCGUGUGUUUCCUUAUUUGUUGUGUGCACAAGGGAGCCCUACCCUGACUUUUGUUGAAGGCAGUUUCUGCCUUCUGAAAAAGCAGCUGGGAUUUGGGCAGUGGGUUGAGGGCUAGAAUAUCCUGUGAACCAAAAUGAUUCAGGUUCCCCUUGGCCACGAUGAGCCUCAUUCUGAGGUGUUCUGUAGUUUUUGAAUGUGGAUUUUAGGAAAGGUUUCUGUUCUCGUGUGUGUUGUUGGCCUGUGCGUGUGUGAUCUUCAAGGGUGCUGUUCGGCAUUUGUGUCUUGACUGUAUAGAAGACAGUUUGAAGUUCGGGCUUUAAACGUUUUAUUUAGAGAGGGCCUUACUUGGCACUCUUCACAGUUGGUAUCAUCUCUAGAUUUGCAGGGGCUCUUGGUAAGGACAAACAUUGCAUUGCAGUGGCAUUUAAACUGCAUUCAGCUGAAUUUAACCGUUUCUGUCCUGAAUCUUCAAGUUUAGACUUCAAUCAUUAGAGCACCACGUUUUCAGUUUCUUCCCUGGAUGAAAAUCCAGCGAUUUGGUUUUGGAAAUCCCUGGUCUCCAGGUUGCUGGGAUUGACUUCUUGCUCAAUUGAAUCCCUCACUCAAUGGAGACAAAGAGAAUGAACGCUCCGUGCUGACUCAUAUUUGAAUCAAAGCGCUGGGGAGUCUGUCUGCCUUGUUUGUGCAAAGAACCAGUGGUUGGCUCUGCCACCGAGCUUCCUAAGACUUCUGAAGAUAAGAAGCUACAGGAAUAUAUACUUUGCUUUUGAACUUUUGUAACAAAUACUCGUUCUCGUUUUAAGUCCAGGGCUGCUGGGGGCGUGAGUGACAAGUCUUACAAGUGGCCUUAUUCCAGUUCCAGAAAUCCCUCCACCGGAUUCUUACUUUGUAUACAAUCCUAAAGUGCCAGGAAACAUGCCAACUCAGUCCCUGCUGGUGUAUAUGGAUGGACCAGAAGUUAUUGGCAAUUCUCUUGGUACCCAGAUGGAGAUAGAUGAUGCCGUGUCCAUAAAAGGGACCACCACCGUUCCUUUCCGAGCUACGCAAGAGAAAAAUAUAAUCCAGAUCGAAGGAUAUAUGCCCUUGGACUGCAUGUUCUGCAAUCAGACCUUCACGCAUUCAGAAGACCUUAACAAACAUGUCCUGAUGCAACAUCGGCCUAUCCUUUGCGAGCCGGCCGUUUUGCGUGUGGAAGCGGAGUACCUGAGUCCUCUGGACAAGACUCAGGUGAGAACGGAGCCUCCAAAGGACAAGAACUGCAAAGAAAACGAAGAGUUCAGCUGCGAAGUGUGCGGGCAGACGUUCAGAGUCGCUUUCGACGUCGAGAUCCACAUGAAGAAGCAUAAGGACUCCUUCACUUACGGCUGUCAUGUGUGCGGACGGAGGUUCAAGGAGCCCUGGUUCCUUAAGAACCACAUGCGGACACACACCGGCAAAGCGGGGGCCAAGAGCAAACUGCAGCCGGGCGCCGAGAGCCCCGCCACCAUCAACGAGGUGGUUCAGGAGCACGUGGCGGAGAGCAUCUCCUCUCCUUACAAAAUCUGCAUGGUUUGUGGCUUCCUGUUUCCAAAUAAGGAAAGUCUGAUCGAUCACAGGAAGAUGCACACCAAAGACACUGCUUCCGGCAGCGGAGGCACACAGACAGACUCUCCGCAGGGGGGGAUGCCAGCUCCGGGGGAAGAGUUCCUGCAGUUCUUGAACUUGCGGCCCAAAUCGCACCCCGAGACCGGGAAGAAGCCCACCAAAUGGAUACCUCAGCUCGAUCCGUUCACCACCUAUCAGGCCUGGCAGCUGGCCACCAAAGGAAAAGUCGCCGUCUGCCGAGAAGUGAAGGAGCAGCCAGGGCAGGAGGGCAGCACCGACAACGAUGAUUCGUGUUCCGAAAAAGAAGAGCUGGGAGAAAUUUGGAACGCCGGAAAAAGCCAUCCCGAAGGUUCUGGAAAGCCCAAGCCCAGCAAAAGCGGCUGCGCGGGCCUCUCCCAGGACAAGGAGAAGCCCAGACCCUCCGGCGGUGAAGUGCCUUCCGUGGAAGCCGACCCAAAGCUGUCCGGGAACAAAGAGAAGCCGACGCACUGCUCUGAGUGUGGCAAAGCCUUCCGGACCUACCACCAGCUGGUCUUGCACUCGAGGGUCCACAAGAAGGAUCGGAGGGCCGACGCCGAAUCGCCAACCAUGUCCGUGGACGGAAGGCAGCCUAGGACGUGUUCUCCGGACCUAACCACCGCCCUGGACGAGAAUGGAGCCGUCGAUCGAGAAGGCGGUUCUGAAGAUGGGUCUGAGGACGGACUUCCGGAAGGGCUCCAUUUGGAUAAAAAUGAUGAUGGAGGAAAAAUAAAGCAUCUUACGUCCUCAAGAGAAUGUAGUUACUGUGGGAAGUUUUUCCGUUCAAAUUAUUACCUCAAUAUUCAUCUCAGAACGCACACAGGUAAGGAGCUUCCUAGAUCUUUAAUUCUUACUGGCUUAAACAAUUAUGAUGCGGUUCUUUGUGUUUCUUUUUUUAAUAUUGUUGUUCAACUAUGCUUCCGCCGGGCCUUCGAGCUGCCCAAGUACCACGUGGUGCGCGGCCUGCAGUCGCUGCUGCCCGCCGAGUGCGUGUGCCCGCCGCCCGCCGCGCUGCCGCCCAAGCCGCGCGCCGCACCCGCGCCGCUCUUCGCCUGCGGGCCCGCCGCCGAAGGAAAAAGGCCUGUGUCAUAUCAACACUUAUCUAGCAGCAUGCUACAGAAGAGAAACUAUGAGAAUUUUAUUGGGAAUGCACAUUAUCGACCAAAUGAUAAAAAAACUUGAUUUCCUGUUUCAGGUAAGAAAGGACCCGAUGGAUGUGUGUUCUGUCCAUGAAAUUGAGUGAGUCCAUCCUUUGAGAAGGCAGAUGGCGGAAGCUCGUGAAAUAAGCUGUGACCGUGCCGUGCAUGUAACAUACCAGGAACACUACGGUUUUGUAAAGUUGUUCUGUUAACUUUUGUACCAAAUAGCAAUAAAAACCAUAGUUGGAACAGUUGGGUUGUACACAAAUGGAGACUGCAAAUCUCUAUUUUGCCCCGAAUAAUAUUUUUUUUAGAGUUGACCAAAUAAGGAGUCUUUUGCAUACUUGAGCGCUGCUGAACACAAACCAUCCAGGUGGGGGGGCGGGGGGGGGAGAGUCUAUAACGAACGCUUGCACCUCAGGUAACUCUGUACAUAUGUAAGUUCGAAACCUGCUUGUUCAGAUACUGUGCGUCCCCUUUCUCUCUCCUGUAGCUCAUCCCCAUGAGCAGCUCCUGCUGUUUGUGUUCUUUCAUGGAAAAUGUAUGUUUAAAAAAAAAAAAAUUCCCGAUGAUUUGUAUUAUGUUAAAUCCUCCUCAGUGCGUCGUCUUAACAAAAUUGUGAACGGAAGUAUUGACCCUCUGUGACUAUGUGCUGCAUAUACUGAGGUCAGCCAUUCUGAAUUCGGUGCCCUUUCAUUGCAAGUGUCAGUCUGUCAACUGAGGAAGAGUCCCGAUCUGCGACCCUUUUCUGAGAGCAGCCUGUGCCCCGUAGGGUUUUUAAGCGGACGUGUCUACAGAGAAGUGCGUCUGUCCUCUUCAGGACAGCCCCAUAUCCAGUAAACAUACCAAAUUCUAUGUGGAGUUACUUACUUUCUAUCAAGUUCGUCACUUUUGUUGGAAAAUUCAGGGUUUUUUUGGCUUUCGCUUAAAUUGGUAUGUAAAAAACCUGAAAUGCUAAAUUACACACGUGAAUUUCAUAUAUUGGGAGCGGUUUUAAAGGACGUGAAAGCGUUUGGGUAAAUUUUAGGUUUGUAUCUGGAAGUCCUGGUGUGCCUGGCCUUCGGGUUAACCGUGGACGUACACGAGUUAAUUGUAGACACGUUGAUUCUGAAUAAGGAACUGCCUGCCGAGCCUUCUGGUAAUGGGGAGGGUGCGAUCUGGUUCUUGACCUCAGUUGUCUUCCCAGUUUUGGUUGUGUUGAGCAACCAGAUGUAGUUUGGGUUUUAAAGCGAGGAUGGCCACCAGCUGGCUUACUACCAGAUGUUUUAGACUUUUGUUCCCUUCCACAUGCUGUCCGUGGCUGAGUUUAUUCAGCAGUACGUGGGUUUAGCAACCACGAGAUAUUUUAUUAAGAAAACUGUUUCAAAAAUAAAUUUGCACUGUUACGUUUUCUUGCCCUGCCUUUCUGCGUUAGAGCGAGAGUAAAGUCCUACAAGAAUCCUGAUUUUUUUUUUGUUUUGUUUUCAUUAUGCAACACGAAGCGUACUUGACCGAGAAGUCUUAACUCCCGUGGGAAAGGGAGACCUGAUUGGUCUGUUGGCCUUGUAGUGAAGUGCUUUGUAUCAGGAGAGACUAGUACACUAUCCACCAUUUUUCCUGUUCACAAGCUGAGCCAUAUGUACAUAAUCUAGAUUUUUGUUUUCAUAGUUUUGCACUUUUAUAGCCUAUUUUUGAAGAUUUAACACAUUUGCAAGAUGAUUGACUUGAUCUUUGCCUAAUCCAAUGAGUGUUACAGAAAGCUCGCUGUGACUAUAAAAUGUAAAUCUUUAAAAGGGGAUACGAGAUAAUAGAGGGCUGAAAUUUAAACCUGUAUUUAAAAAAAAAAAAAAUCACCAAAUCUAUUUGAAAACAAGUCAAUUCAUGUCAUGCUGAAAUUUGGGUGGCUUUCAGAUUUCUCUUUUCUAACCACAUUUCUCAAUUUCUGAAUACAUAAAAAUGUCCUUUUUUCCACAGCCCUUGUCCUCCAAUUUUUUUUUUUUUUUUUUUUUUUUUCAUUUGAAACAACAGUACAUAUAAUAGAGGUACAAUCCGUUGGAUUUUUGUUUAUGUAUUUAUUUCAUUCCAGUUUGAUUUAUUUUAAUUGUCGAUACUUGUCAAACAGUAGACAUUACUUGUUUUAUUUAUGAUAUAUUUCAGCUUAAAGUUAUGUUAUUAUAUGUGGAUGUAAAUAUAGAUUUGGUGUUUUGCA